UAACUUUACAAUGGCCUCUAAGUGUUCAGGUGAAAGGAAGAGUCGCACAUCUCUCACUUUAAAUCAAAAGCUAGAAAUGAUUAAGCUGAGUGAGGAAGGCAUGUCGAAAGCUGAGAUAGGCCGAAAGCUAGGCCUCUUGCGCCAAACAGUUAGCCAAGUUGUGAACGCAAAGGAGAAGUUCUUGCAGGAGAUUAAAAGUGCUACUCCAGUGAACACACGAAUGAUAAGGAAGCGAAAUAGCCUUAUUGCUGAUAUGGAGAAGGUUUUGGUGGUCUGGAUAGAAGAUCAGACCAGCCACAACAUGCCCUUAAGCCAAAGCCUGAUCCGGAGCAAGGCCCUGACUCUCUUCAACUCUAUGAAGGCUGAGAGAGGUGCAGAAGCUGCAGAAGAAAAGUUCGAAGCUAGUAGAGGUUGGUUUAUGAGGUUUAAGGAAAGAAGCCGUCUCCAUAAUGUGAAAGUGCAAGGUGAAGUAGUGGGUGCUGAUGCAGAAGCCACAGGUUACCCAGAUCUAGCUAAGAUGAUUAAGGAAGGUGGCUACACUACACAACAGAUUUUCAAUGUUGAUGAAACAGCCUUAUAUUGGAAGAAAAUGCCCUCUAGGACUUUCAUAGCUAGAGAGGAGAAGUCAAUGCUUGGCUUCAAAGCUUCAAAGGACAGGCUGACUCUAUUGUUAGGGGCUAAUGCAGCUGGUGACUUGAAGUUGAAGCCAAUGCUCAUUUACCAUUCCGAAAAUCCUAGAGCCCUUAAGAAUUAUGCAAAAUCUACUCUGCCUGUGCUGUAUAAAUGGAACCACAAAGCCUGGAUGACAGCACAUCUUUUUACCACAUGGUUUACUGAAUAUUUUAAGCCCACUGUUGAGAACUACUGCUUAGAAAAAAAGAUUCCUUUCAAAAUAUUGCUGCUUAUUGACAAUUCACCUGGUCACCCAAGAGCUCUAAUGGAGAUGUACAAUGAGAUUAAUGUUGUUUUCUUACCUUCUAACACAACGUCCAUUCUGCAGCCCAUGGAUCAAGGAGUAAUUUCAACUUUCAAGUUGUAUUAUUUAAGAAAUACAUUUCGAAAGGCUCUAGCUGCCGUAGAUAGUGAUUCCUCAGAUGGAUCUGGGCACAGUAAACUAAAAACCUUCUGGAAAGGAUUCACCAUUCUAGAUGCCAUUAAGAACAUUCGUGACUCAUGGGAAGAGGUCCAAAUAUCAACGUUGAUAGGAGUUUGGAAGAAGUUGAUUCCAACCCUCAUAGAUGACUGUGAGGGGUUCAAGACUUCAGUGGAGGAAGUAGCUGCAGAUGUGGUGGAAAUAGCAAGAGAACUAGAAUUAGAAGUGGAGCCUGAAGAUGUGACUGAGUUGCUGCAAUCACAUGAUAAAACUUUAACAGAUGAGGAGUUGCUUCUUAUGGAUGAGCAAAGAAAGUGGUUUCUUGAGACAGAAGCCACUGGUGAGGAAGCUGUGAAGAUUGUUGAAAUGACCACAAAAGACUUAGAAUAUUACAUAAACUUAGUUGAUAAAGCAGCAGCAGGAUUUGAGAGGAUUGACUCCAAUUUUGAAAGAAGUUCUACUGUGGGUAAAAUGCUAUCAAACAGCAUUGCAUGCUACAGAGAAAUUGUUCAUGAAAGGACGAGUCAAUUGAUGUGGCAAACAUCCUUGUCUUAUUUUAAGAAAUUGCCACACCAACUCCAGCCUUCAGCAGCCAGCACCCUCAUCAGUCAGCAGCCGGCAACAUCCAGGCAAGACCCUCCAGCAAAAAGAUUACGGCUCACUGAAGGCUCAGAUGAUGGUUAGCAUUUUUUAACAAUAACUCAUUUUUAAGUUAAGGUAUUCACACUUUUUUUUAAUAGACACCCGUAAAGGACUACAGUAUAAUGUAGAAAUAAUGUUUAUAUGCAUUGGGAAGCCAAAAAUUUGUGAGACUUGGCAAUAUUCAUUUUUACUGCAGUGGUCUGGAACCAAACCCUCUAUAUCUCCAGGAUAGACCUGUCAUUGUCUUUAAUUGGAUUUCUCUCACCCUUUGUUCUUCCCUCCCCUCAUUUAAAAACUGUAAAUUAUGUACAUACCAAAGACAAUGUAAUCCUAAAAUGAACCUAUCUGUGGUCUGAAAAUGUUGAACAUGACCAAUAUCGUUAUAGCUAUGUCUGUGCUCCUUACAAUCCCAUCUCAUCCCCUUGAUUCCCCACCAGAGGUAUCAACCAUCCUCAAAUUCAUGUUUGUCUUUUUCCUGUUGUAUGACGUUUUGCUGCGUUUGUAUAAAUGUAUGCACAAAGAUACUGUUUAGUCGUGCUUGUUUUUGAUGUUUAUUAAAAUGCAUCAUAUGUUUUUAAAUCUG
This is a messenger RNA of Bubalus bubalis (water buffalo), 2318 nucleotides long. Its product is annotated as tigger transposable element-derived protein 1. The transcript has a single exon. The coding region runs from base 11 to 1777 and encodes 588 amino acids. The record is from RefSeq and is a predicted model, not a curated record. Gene Ontology annotation, molecular function: DNA binding. Gene Ontology annotation, cellular component: nucleus. Lineage: Eukaryota; Metazoa; Chordata; Mammalia; Artiodactyla; Bovidae.